This is a messenger RNA of Chiloscyllium plagiosum (whitespotted bambooshark), 5203 nucleotides long. Its product is annotated as arrestin domain-containing protein 3-like. NCBI's taxonomy places the organism in Eukaryota, Metazoa, Chordata, Chondrichthyes, Orectolobiformes, Hemiscylliidae. Gene Ontology annotation, cellular component: cytoplasm. The record is from RefSeq and is a predicted model, not a curated record. Gene Ontology annotation, biological process: protein transport.
AUUGUUAGCACGGUAUAUCUAGCUCUCUUGAAAAGUGCAAGCGGUCUUUAUGCAUCCCUAAUAAGAUGCAAUUCCUGAAGCCUGUGGGCAGGGAACAGCGGCUGGACACAGCACACAUUUAACAAGCCGACUGCACGCAAGCAGCUUCAUCAUCUCGGCUGAUCCCUCAGCACCAUGGUUUGGGAGCUCGGCCAUGGAACCAGUGCCGCCCAUUCGAUCGCUUCCUUUGAUAAGAAAAAAAACGGAAUCGUAAAAUUGAGGAGUGUGAAGGAACUGUUGUGUUUCCUUUGCUUGUAGAAUUACGCGAAAUGACAAUGCGGGGGGGGGUUUGUGAAACCACACAAUAGCUUUCACAUGCUGGUUUCUCCAAAAAGGCGGAAGCAGACUGAGCUCACUGCCCUGGCACUGUGGAGCUGCUCACUUUCAGGAAGACUCCCGAACACACAGGAAGGAUCGGUACAAGAAGGGACAUUCCCAAUCCCGCCUCAGACCGCACCCAAUUGGCAGGGGAAUGGUCUCACUUUAAAAUCUCUCCACCUCGGGGCCCGCAGCAAUGGGGAAAGUGACGAGUUUUACAAUACUCUACGACCGCGCCGUGGACAACAACAUCCCGACCUACAGCUGCGGGGAAUGGGUCUCUGGGCGGGUCAUUGUCGAGCUCAACGCUGAGAUCGAGGUGAAAGCUCUUAAAAUUCACGCCAAAGGACAGGCGUAUGUCCACUGGACUGAGACCGACUCGGACUCGGAGACUCGGUCCUAUACUAAGACCAUCAGAUACUUCAAGCACAAGUACUUGCUAAUAGGAAUAGAUGGUUCUGAACAACUUACAGUUCUACCUCCAGGCAGACAUGAAUAUCCAUUCAGCCUUGUGCUUCCACAUUCACCACCACUUCCUGCCACCUUCAAAGGUCCUCAUGGCAACGUGAGCUAUUGGAUGACAGCCAAACUGCACAGACCAUGGAAACUGAGAAUUAAAGUGAAAGAAAUGUUUACAGUACUUGACCAGAUUGACAUUAAUGUGCCAUCACUGUUGUCACCACAGUCUGCUUCAGAGGAGAAAACUAUUUGUUGCUGCUGUUGUGCCUCAGGCCCAAUAUCCCUAAGUGCCAAAAUUGAACGCAAAGGCUACACAUCAGGUGAAUCCAUUCGAAUAUUUGCUGAAAUUGAGAAUAACUCUUCCCGCAAAUUGGUUCCAAAGGCAGCCAUUUAUAAGACACAGAUUUUCCAUGCUGAAGGAAAGAAAAAAACAGUUACAGAACUGGUAACCAAAAUAGAGGGUGAACCAGUGUUAGCUGGAAAAUCAGAGAACUGGAAUGGAAUGGAACUGAAAAUUCCAGCAGUGCCUCCUACACUGAUGAACUGCAGCAUUAUCCAAAUGGAGUACUCACUGAUGAUAUAUUUAGAUGUCCCAAGCUCAUUCAACUUAGAUGUUAAAUUACCAAUUGUUAUUGGUACAAUUCCCUUGCAUCCUGUCAACAACCAGGCAACCAACUAUAACACCCAAUAUGGCAUGAACUACAACACCUUCAACAACUUCAGUGGCACACUCCCUGAAGGGCCUGACGCAGGAAAACCUGGCUUUCUAUUCACCAAUGAGAACCCAGGCUUCCAGACACCGGGGAUGAAAAACUUUCAGGAAUAAUGAAUUGAGGUUUACAUUUGCCCUCUGGGUGAUGGAGGAUUGUGGUGCCAACUUUGACUUGCUGUUGAGUCCAAAUGCCUACUCCAAAUACAUAUUUCAUUUAGAAAUGUCAAGAAUAAAACAGGAAACAGAAACCACUGUAUUACAUUACUUCUAAGUAUAUGCUAAUUGUUAACUUUAUUGUCAUAAAUAAAACAACAUAAAACAUAAAGCUUGAAUACCAAUUCUGCUGGUGCAUAAUGAACUUUGUCAUGUUUUGUAAUGUGACGAUGCUAUUCUUGAAAGAAAAUGUUCAAUCUUUCAAAUUGAAGUUUUCAUUUUUAGCAGUUAAUGUCUUCCAUUUAUAUAUGCAUCUCUACUGUCAUAUUAUUAGUUGAUACAUUUACACAUAUGUACUCACUGUAUUGAUGUUAAAUACCAAACGGUCACUAUGUUUGCAGAAUUCUUUAUCAAAGGAGUGUUACAGAUGAAAAGGUUGUUUUCCUCCUAAAUUUAAAGACAAACAUUACUUUUUUUGCUGUAUUUUGCUUCCAGAAAAUCAGGUGCUGUGAUGGAGAAGGCAUCACACUGAUGUUACUGCAUGAAUUCUAUGCUUGUUAUGCUGCACUGAUUAAUGGCCUCAAAUUGAAGUACAUUAACACAGGUUUGCAGCAAGAAAAAAGGUAGCAAAUUGGUGUGUUUUUCAAGGGAACCAAAAUUCAAACCUCAUAAAACAAUAUGUGUUCUUUUAAAUGCUUCUGUUAAUAUUGGAAUUAUUGUUUGCUUUGCAAAAUAUUAUUCAUGAAGUCACAAAUUCUAAGAGCAUUCUUUGAAAUUAUUUUUGCUAAGCUGGUGCUGCUUUAUUUUUAAGUGCAAUACAAAAACUCAUCAAAGCACAGAAGUGGGGUUUCUUUUAUACUUCUGGUGGAGGACGCAGGUAGAUUGGGAACAGUUUAAUUUCUCAUCCAGGUGAUUGCUUAUUUUAUGGUCUGUGCCACUGCUCAGUUUUCAAUUUGUUUGUUUUCCAGUGGUACUUCCACAUAUUUCUCCCUUGGAACAGUUGAUUUUAUGGCAAUCUGUUAACAGCCAUGUUGCCAAGGAUCAAAAACAGUAAGUGCUGGAGAUACUCAGGAGCUCUGGCAGUGUCGCUAGAGAGAAACACAGUUAACAUUUCAACUCCAGUUAUCCUUCUUCAAAUCAUCAGAACAUUAGUUUCUGACAAAAGAUAAUGAACAAAACUCUGUUUAUCUUUCAACAUGUGCUGCCAAACCUGCAGAGUUUCUCCACCAUUUUCUGUUUUUAUUUCCGAUUUCCGGCACCCGCAGUUCUUUGCUUUUAUUAUUAAGUUGUUAUAUUAUUAUAUUAACAUGGUUGAUGUAGAGAUGAACUUCGGACCACAUAAUGGUCAUCAUUAAUACCACCUACAUCCAUCUCCAUAAUAUUAACCAACAUUGGUCCCAGCCUCAGAUUUGCCUAUUCCAACAGUUGGUUGUGUUCCACAGUGCUCACUGAUCUAUAUUGGCUCUUGGUCAAGCAAUGUAUUGAUUUUAAGAUUUUCAUCUCUGUUUUUGAGUCCCUUGAUGGCCUAACUCAUCUUUAUUUCUAUGACCUCCUAACGCCCACAAUAAUCUGGGCUUUCAGUGUGCCUUUAAUUGUAGAUUCCUAGGCAUCCCUGAUUUUAAUGGCUGCAACAUGUGCCUGUUUCUUAGCUAUCUGGGCUGCAAGUUCUGGAAUACACUCCCUACGCCUCUCCACCUCUCUAACGCACUCACCUCCCUUAAAACUUUACAUUUUUAACAAGCUUUUGGUCACCUGACCUCAUGGGCUGGAUUUUCAUAGAGUUAUGGUGAUUCCAGAGAUCUUUAAAAUGGUAAACAGGACCAAAUUUGGUCCUGUCCCACAUCUACAAGCUAGAACGACAAAUGUAUGGAACUCUGCUACCUUUGUGUUUCCCUGAAAACCAUACACUGCUCUAAUUUGGAAAUAUAUUAUUGUUCCUUCUCUGUCACUGGUUCAAAAUCCUGGGACUACUCCCUCCCUUUCUAUGGGCAUACCCUAAGGACUGCAGUAGUGCAAAAAGGCAGAUCACUGCCAGCUUCUCAAGGACAUUUGGGGAUGAGCGAUAGGGUUAGGGUUAGCUAGAAUAACCAAUGACUCCCACAUUCAAUGAUUCACUAUGAAAAGGAAUUCUGGCAGAUGCUGUUAUCACCAAGGUAUGAAAUGGGAGAGAGAUGUGGGAAAUCCAAACUCAGUGGGGAUUUGGAAAAGCAAUCACAUUUUCACUGGAACAACAGCCUUCUGCUUGUGGCGUUAUGAAUCAUUAGAGAAAUCAUAAAUGCUCUUGAAAAGCAGAACUGUCACACUAUCAAUUUAUUUAAAUGCCUUUUUUGAGAAACAAAACAACACUGCUUACUGUGUGAGUAGAAAAUAAUCUAUCAAUUUCAAUAGCUAUUUGUUGACCUAAUACUUAGUGCUAUAAUUGUAGUCUUGUUAAUACUAGGUGGUUGAUUCCCAUAUUACAGUGGCAGGCAGAAUUCACAGUUUGAUUGAAAGUUCAAGGAAGUUAUAAGAGGAAAAGUGAUUUGUUAUGGUUCAUGAAUAAUGAUUGUAUUUAUAAGGGGCUUAAAUUCUUGAGAUUUUAAUGUUUUGAAUGGGUUUACAUAAAAGGAAUGUUUUGUAUAUUUAACUCUGUAAUUAAUAUUCAAAACUUUAUUUCUACUCACCUUGGAUCCAGAUGUUUGUCCGUGCUCAUGUUACCAAAAUAUCCUGUCAGAAUAUUAAUUUGUAAUUUCAGCAAUUAGUCAUAUGUAUAUUGAUUUUUUUUUUAAAAGGACACUGUUUGCUAAACAAUGGACACUGAUCUGAAGUAGCUGCUAAUUUGCAUCGUGGAGUCAGUCGUUUCCAUGAAGGCAUAAACUCUGUGGAGAUGUCAGCACAGAUAAUCACAACCUUAAAUGUGUGAACAACUCAUUCUUAUCAUCAGGUUGGAAGAUAACUCAUUCAGUAGUUUGUGACUGGGACAUUUAAAAACAGAAAUCACCUCAGCUAUGAAACAAUGACUAAAAGGAGGGUAUGCAAGAUGUGAGCUCACCCCUCCCAUAUUCUUUGAAAUAAUACAAUAGAUUUGGAGAGAGGUUAUAAAACUUUGUGCAGAUGCUUGAAUUGGAUCAGAGCACACAUGAUGGAAGAACGAACAUCUCCCUCUAUUCCUUCCUGCAAUAGGCCAUUGAAGUCCUAAAUCCUAUUUUAAGGUAGAAGCGUCUAUGGUCCUAGAGCAGAGACUUUCUACUGUGGGUCAUUGGAAUUUCUGUGACACACUUUCUGUAAGGAAAGGAAAUACAUCAGCUACAACUGUAAAGCGCUGCCUCAGUGAGAAUGAAAAUAUUCAAAUGCAAUUAAUGGAUUAUUAUUGACUGCUUUUUUUCUGUAUUUUUCAUGGCUAACAUCUGAUACUUCAUAAAGUUGUAAUUUUUUGCAUGCAUGCAGAACAUAUACGUUUGCCUACAUCACUGAAAAUUAGAACACAUUUUAUAUAUUUCUAUAAUCCAGGAAUAAAGCCAGUCACUUAUAUUUUUGACUAAA